Messenger RNA from Culex pipiens pallens (northern house mosquito), 1806 nucleotides. RefSeq lists its product as uncharacterized. NCBI's taxonomy places the organism in Eukaryota, Metazoa, Arthropoda, Insecta, Diptera, Culicidae. The record is from RefSeq and is a predicted model, not a curated record. The transcript has 5 exons. Gene Ontology annotation, molecular function: protein binding. Bases 116 to 1696 code for a protein of 526 amino acids.
CCGUCCUUUUGAAAAAAUACCUUAGAUUGUAUGAGAUUUUGAUCAAAACCUGACGCAAAUCCAAAUAAAGAAGACCUUACCCUAACAGCAUGGUAUCUUUUGGGUGUCCUGCAUAAUGCAACCCGACAGCUUAUCUAUUGAAGAUCUACCAAACGAGGUAUUUGAGCAAAUUAUCUCAAACUUGUGCGUCGAAGACCGCAAAUCCGCGUCCCUCGUCAGCCAGCGAUGGGCAAGGUUCGCCUUUUCGCGCAUCGCCCUAGGAGACGUCUUGCUGGAGUUGAAUUGCGCCCAACGCCGCCCGUAUGACUAUUGGCACGUGCUGCAGCACAGUGCACGGAACUAUCGCAACGUGGUGCUCAAGUUUGCGGAGGAUGAGGAGGGGCACCUUUUGAAAAUUUUGGACAAAUUUCAGUACAGCUUGGAGUAUGUCAGCAUUGAGCAAGAUCCGGACGCGAGGCUGUUGCACUCGGAAAUUUCUGUAAAUUAUUUAGUGCAGUUGUUGUCCAUCCUUGAAGGUAUUCGAGAGCUCAAGGUUAAGACGGUACUGGAGAUAUCCGACAAUGUCUCGCCGGAUGUCGAUUUUCCACAAUUGCCAAACUUGAAGUGUUUGAGUUUGGGAACCAAUUGCCUAGACAGCAGUGUGAUCGACUGGAGUGUAAUCGCUCCAAACAUCAGAAACAUUGUAGUUCCACUGGAAGAUAACAGGACAGAGAUCCCUGCAGCUAUCGCCAAAUUCAGUGGUCAACUGCGAGUACUAUCCGUCGAUGCACGGUUCGUCGAGCGUGACCAGCUGACGUUUUGCCAGGAACAAUUUCCUUCGCUGGAAACAUUUCGCUUGCUCUACCCGAUCUACAAUCCAGCUUCAUCUAACGAAGUUGUAAGCCUCAUUCAGCAGUGUACCAACCUUACAGAAAUUAGCUUUUUCAACAACAUCAUUACGGCUGACCUAAUUGGCACGUUGACCCAGUGCCUUCAGCUGAAGAUCGUGAACAUCGACGCCAACCAGGUUCCUCCAACGAUAUUUUCCAGGCUUUCGAAGCUGCCUCGUCUGAGCCAGCUAAUUCUACACAAAAUGGAAGUCCAACCCGCAAUGCUGACGUCGUUCAAGUGCUUUCCCGAGCUGCGCCAGCUGACGUGUCUUUCGAUUCGAAUCAGCUCUCCGGAUGCCUUUUUCUGCCAGGUUCAGAAAAAGAUGCCCAAGCUGGUCGUGCUGGAACUGCUGGAUCGAUUCCGUUUCGGGUUGAACAAUUUCAACAGCACUGGCGUUGUUUCAGCGAUCUGUGAGAACUUGAGAUUCCUGCAGCGAUUGAGUUUAGUUGAUUGGGCCAUUUGGGAUGUAUCUACGUUUGAUAAACUCUACAGGCUGGAUCAUCUAACCGAACUACGACUCAAGUGCAUUGGAAUAAAUGCCAACGGAGAACUUAAGCCUUGCAAAUCGAUUAAAAAGCUUGUCCUGGACAUAGACUCGUUUAACCCUCCCGAUGUCAUCUUUCCGGUCAGCCGAACUCCGCUGUCGGAACUAAUCUCCACCAGCUUGCCUGCGCUGGGCUCGAUCGAACUACCGCGCCGCUUGCUGGACAGAACAAAGCGCUCCGAGCAGGAGAUUGCCACCCUCCGAACCCUACUGCCCAGCUGUGCCUUCUACCGGAAGACGCGCCUCAAGAUGGCAGACCGCGAUUACGCUUCGCUCUUGUAAUGUGGCAAUUUACCUGUUUAUAAUAAAGGUUUUCGAGUUUUAUACAAGUUUAAACAUUGUUAUUGUAUUUUUUGUUGUUGUAAAAAGUCAGGUUCAAGAAUCGAUAUUAA